AUGGUCCUGACAACUCACGUACUAACAUUCGCGGCAUUUGAUAUCGCUUAUCCGUUCCGCCGAGGCAUUGACAUCUCCUCCACUAAGGACAUAGAUUUUCGUGAUGCGUUCUCGUUGCUACUUGGUAACUUCUUGAUCAUGGCAGGCGUACCGCGACAGAUAUUGGAAAUGCCCUUUAUCCCUCUGGCCUGGGCCAAAGUUGGCCAGGCGAUACGCACAAUUGAAGCAUAUAUCCAAGCUUUGAUGGAAAAGGAGAAAGCUCUUUAUAUGGAAGGCUCGAUGGGUGGGCGUAAUCUUGUCGGCGACCUCGUCCGGGACUCUUGGGACUCCAGACAAACCACAAAUUUUCCUCAAAAGGGCCACUCGCUUCCCGUGACGCCGUCUAGAAUGAGUCUUAGCGAAGCCGAAAUAUUCAGCAAUGUUUUCAUGUUCAUGGCCGCUGGUCAUGACACGGUUACGCAGACACUGACUUACUCAAUUCUCUACUUAGCAACCUACCCUGAAUGGCAAAGGUGGAUCGCCGAAGAAAUUCAAGCAAUAACUCUAGAGACCCCGGACACCGACAACUGGGAUUACGAGGCCCGCUUUCCGCGCUUCAAACGCUGCAAAGCAAUCAUGCUCGAAAUCCUGCGCCUCGUUCCUGUUAUCGCCGCAGUUCCCAAGUACACCGCUGAUCGUGAUCAGACUAUAACUGCCGCCGGCAAAACCUUUACCAUCCACGGCGGACCCUCGUCCUUUCCAACCUGA
Endocarpon pusillum Z07020 is the source of this 747-nucleotide messenger RNA. RefSeq lists its product as uncharacterized. The transcript has 2 exons. Bases 1 to 747 code for a protein of 248 amino acids. NCBI's taxonomy places the organism in Eukaryota, Fungi, Ascomycota, Eurotiomycetes, Verrucariales, Verrucariaceae. Gene Ontology annotation, molecular function: heme binding; oxidoreductase activity, acting on paired donors, with incorporation or reduction of molecular oxygen; monooxygenase activity. The record is from RefSeq and is a predicted model, not a curated record.